Penicillium cinerascens is the source of this 1311-nucleotide messenger RNA. RefSeq names its product putative RING finger domain protein. NCBI's taxonomy places the organism in Eukaryota, Fungi, Ascomycota, Eurotiomycetes, Eurotiales, Aspergillaceae. The record is from RefSeq and is a predicted model, not a curated record. The transcript is spliced from 4 exons. The coding region runs from base 1 to 1311 and encodes 436 amino acids.
AUGGCCGAUAACGGCGAUCGCGUGUUCUGCCAUGCUUGCGGAGGGGUUUGGUCAAGAGCCGAUAGUGAUCUGACCUGCCCACACUGCGAGUCCGAUUUCACGGAGAUUAUUGAAAUUCCUCCCGAUCCUGAUACUCCCCCACCAGAACAAGAUCCAGAACCUCGUACACCACCUAUCAAUCCGUGGGCAGAUCAUAAUCCUUGGGACAGAGACGAGGCGGCUGGACCGCGGCCAUUCGGCUUCAUGGACUCUGGAUCACCCGGAUACUCUCAACACACCUAUAGGUCCCCCGAUGGCCGCUUCACCUUUAGCAGCACCACCAUCGGUGGCGGAUACUCUUCCCGGCAAUCCGCCGCUACUGCUCCUACCAACCCGCUCCUUCCGAUGAUGUUCGAGGGUUUGAAUGCAUUAUUUCAGGGUCUGCAGGAGACACAUGAACCUCACGAGGCCAGGAGCCCGGGGCUUGACGACCCAUUCAUGGCACAUUCGUCAAGUUGGCCGAAUAUCGACCCGGGCGUUUCAAAUGCGCACGCCGGCCAUGAAGGACUAUUCCCGCGUGAUACAGAUAGAGCGCAACCCAUGACUCCGCCAGUAGCCUCUUUAGCCGAUCUCCUAGAAGCUUUCCGAACCGAUUUUGGGGGACCGAGACAGCAGGGUAGACAUGGUGCCCGCGGCGUAGCAGGACCGAACCCUCUCGCCAUGCUCUCGGCCCUACUAAACAUGGACCGAAACGGCGACGCGGUCUAUUCCCAAGAAGAGCUCGACCGGGUCAUUUCGCAGUUGAUCGAUCACAACAACUCGGGAACUGCACCGCCACCGGCAUCCGACUCGGCGAUCAGGUCCCUGCCCACGAAAAAGGUCGAUCGGGAGAUGCUGGGGUCUGACGGGAAGGCAGAGUGCUCGAUCUGCAUGGAUGCGGUGGAACUCGACACGGAAGUGACGGUGCUGCCCUGCACUCACUGGUUCCAUUACACCUGCAUCGAAGCGUGGCUGACCCAGCAUAAUACCUGCCCGCAUUGCCGACGGGGCAUUGAUUCGGUUGAAUGCACGGGUGAAGGCACCAGCGAAAACCCAGUCAUCAUCGAGGACAGUUCUGAAGCACCUUCUUCCGGCCGAAGAAGACGGCGCAGCUCGCCCUUUUCCCUGCGCAGCAGUCGAUCAUCGGGGUCUAGAUCUACUCCGCAAUCACCGACUCCCGAAUCCAGCGAGCCCCGCAACAGACGUGGAAGCCGGGGCAGUCGAGGUAGUCGAAGUGAACGCGGAGGAAUUACCGGCUGGGUCUGGAGCCGAUUUGGAGGCAGCAACGAGUGA